GGGCGGCGCACCGCACCUCGGGCCGGCUGCGCGCAGGAGUGGCCCCCGUGGCUCAACCGCACACCACAAAUGCCGCUCCUGCCUGGGGACCACCUGCAUGCGGCCGUCUUGUAAUUUGCGACCUGGCGCCCUCCCCAGCGGCGCGGGGAUGGUCUCCAAGCAGAUGGCCGAAGAGGAGGAGGGGAUGCUACACGGUGGCAGGGAAGCCAUGCUGAGCGGCUUGCACGUCAUGGGUUCUCACUUCACGGGCGCCACCGACGAGGAUGAGGAGCUGAUCCCUGGAAAGCCGGUCUUCACAGGGCUGAAGUUCGAGGACGAGGACAGCCAAGCCACGGCGCGCCGUGUGGGCUACGCGUCGCUCGCCUUGGCUGGCUUAGCGCUCUUACACGCGAUGCUUCAGGCAGCCUGGCGCCACGAGGUGAUGAACACGACGCUCCACCUCGUUCUGGGUCUGCUGCUGCCCCUCGUCGGCUACCGCGGCGCCACCCUGGACCACGGCACACGCUGGCGGCCGCGGCUGCUCUGGGCCUUCCACGUAGGCAAUGUCAUCUUUGUCAUUGUGCACGCGGUGAUGCUUGCCACCGUUGUCAUGAAGGCAAACGGGAGCAAAUGUCAGACUUGUGGAGUGAUGGAACGAGCAAAUACCCAUAUCUGUAAUAGGAAUGGUCUGCGCCGAAUGGAAAUACAACCAUUGAUGUUAUGCGGCAGUUCUGUUGGAUAGCCAAAAGCAGGUGGACGUGUUGCUUUGAGCCCAGUUUGCCACAGUGCUCUUCUCACGUUGUUUUCGCAUGACUACGCCACGACCAUGAAAGUUCACAGGUUGGCCAUGGUUGCAUCUGCCGUGGCCCGUAGGUACGCAUCCGUCGCGCACGGAUGUUGGAAACGAGUGGGCGAAUCCGUCAUGCCUACGGCACGCCCAGGCAACAUGUUCUUCAUUCGAAUCGUUGAUUGCUGUGGACGCCAAUUCGGGGCUGGUAUUCUUCACACGGUUGCCAUUAAACGUGUGGCACGGGCCAGGGCCUGCUUCACGCGUGAAGCGUUUUCCGCGCUCCAUCUCCGAAAUGGCACACUUGCACGCCGUCAAGCCCUUGUGUGAGAAAUUCUUUUUAUGAUUUGGAUAAACAUAAGCGCGCAAGCUGAAGCUGCCGAGAUUUCCGACGUAUCAUUGGGCAUGGUGCCGGUUGAAGAAUAUUGCAUAUAUUUCCGGGAGUGCUCAUGUUUCUGCCUUUUAGGUCAUAUCGGGCGCAUGUUUCCCGCCACAUCUCGACAACAAUACCCGUUUCAAGUUUGCGAUACAGUUCUGCCAUUUCAUCCUUAGCAAGGCC
Molecule: messenger RNA, 1325 nt
Organism: Prorocentrum cordatum
Lineage: Eukaryota; Dinophyceae; Prorocentrales; Prorocentraceae
Source: the annotation of a GenBank genome assembly